AUGCAGUUUCUACUGCUCCUCACGUUGGUCAUCGCCAGCUUUGUCAACGCCAUCACCCCUGCUCGCUCGCCUGACCCUCCGACUGGCAGCGGUACGAGACUCUUGACUUUCAAUGAGUCUCUGUUUGAUUUCUCUACCCAUAUGGACUACUACCCUUGGGUUGCUACCGAUGAAGAUGGUCAAUGCUCGUACGCAAAUGAUGCCGGUCUGGUUAUCUACAACCUUGCCACCGACGCCCAGAAGGUACUCAUUCCCGCUGACAAGCUCCCGGCCGGCUAUUCCGGCCAUUGGCUCAAGCCAGACUUGACCAAGGUUUUGUGGGCUACGAACAAGAAGAUGGGACCUUUGACGUCGUUUACUGCCGACUACUUCGUUCAAGACGUUUCUUCUGGAACCGUGGAGCCGCUCGUCAAGGACCAAGCCGGCGACAUUCAGUAUGCUCAGUGGAACCCCAAGCUCAACAACAUCGCUUUGUCCGAUUCCGUCGCCACUCAAAUCACCGCCGAUGGCGGAUCGGAUUUGUUGUACACUAUUCCCGAUUGGAUGUACCAAGAAGAGGUGUUUCAAGACAGCGUUGCGCUAUGGUUUAGCCCGGACGGAAAGCAUCUCGCCUAUCUAAGUCUCAAUGAAUCCGGUGUUACUGAAAACAAGUUGUCCAAGGGAAACCCUCCGCAAGUAUAUGAGGAUUACCGUUGCCCGAAGGCUGGUGAAAAGAUUCCUGAAGUUGGACUUCAUAUCCUGGACGUUUCCUCUGCGCCCAUGGGGUCGGUGCAUGUUGACGAAUUCCCUAUGGACGACAUGAUCAUUGGAGAAGUUACCUGGGUUACCGAUGACCACUCAAACGUCCUUGUCCGCGCAUUCAACAGGGUCCAAGACCAGGAGAAAAUCUUCAACGUGGAUGUUCAGAGCGGCAAAAUCUCCACUGUCCGUGAGAGGACCGUUAGUGAGGGCUGGAUUGACAACAUCCCCGACUUCACCGAUGACGGCAACCACCACUACCUCACCUAUCUAGGCCAUGUCUCCGGCGCCUCCACUGAUGAUACCUAUUACCUGGGCAUGUCCGAUAUGGACGGCUGGAACCAUCUGGUCCUUUGGCCCGUCCACGGCGGCGACAGCAAGCCUUUGACAUCCGGCGAAUGGGAAGUGCUUGCCGUCCUCAAAGUCGACACAACCCGCAAGAUGGUCUACUACACCUCCAAUGAGCAUCACAGCACCGAAAGCCACGUUUACUCGAUCUCAUACGAGACGGGCACAAAGACUCCCCUUGUUGAUGAUACCGUCGCUGCCUACUGGACAGCCUCCUUCACCCCCGGCAGCUCGUAUUAUGUCCUCAGUUAUGAAGGCCCCGACGUGCCUUACCAAGAGCUUUAUUCCGUCGACUCCACCAAGCCGCUGAAGACGCUCAUUAGCAACGAGGAACUGUACAACACCCUGCAGGAGUUCAAACUCCCCCGCACUACCUACUUCGAGCUGACGCAUCCAUCUGGCUACACCCUCAACGUCAUGCAGCGCUUGCCCGCGGACUUCGACCCCGCUCGCAAGUAUCCUGUUCUUUUUACGCCGUAUGGUGGUCCUGGCGUCCAAAAAGUCCGCAAGAAGUUCCCAGAGCUCAACUGGUUUGCGUACAUGUCCUCAGACCCGGAGUAUGGAUAUGCGACCUGGACGGUUGAUGGCCGCGGCACUCCAAACAAAGGUCGCGCCUUCCGGAGUCCUAUCAAGAACCAACUUGGAAAGCUUGAGGCCGACGACCAGAUCUGGGCCGCGCAGAAACUCCUCGCAGACAACGCGUGGGCGGAUCCGGCACACGUCGCCAUUUUUGGCGAGGGCUAUGGUGCGUACCUCGCGCUGAAGGUUGUGGAGGCUAAUAACGGUGUCUUCACGCUCGGAUUGGGCUGGGCACCUGUGACGGAUUGGCGCUUCUACAACAGCUUCUACGCGGAGCGGUAUAUGGGUCUGCCGGCAGAGAAUGCGGACGGCUAUGCCGCUGCGGCCGUGAAGCGCCCCGAGGGAUUCAAGAACAUUGCUGGUAACGUAAUGAUCAUUCAGGGCGCGGCCGACGACAACACUCUCGAAGUGAACAUCAACACCCUAAAGAACGACAUGACAGCUGCGGGUGUUAGAUCCAAGAAGCUGGAGACGUAUGUGUGGGAUACGGGUCGUGACUUCUUGGCAGAGACUGACCGUGAAUGGUCCUUUGUCAAGCACCAGGCGUUUGAGAAGCGCUUGUAUGAUGAAAAGCGGAGGGUCGCGAAGUAGAAGACGCCCUAUGGUGGUGCUACGGCUCAUCAGUGAGAUUGAUUGCUGAUGGUGGAACGAUUACUGAUGAGGUUUGAUGGUUUGAGACAUACUUGCUUCAAGAUGCUUUCUGGCUAGGGUUUAUGUA
Aplosporella prunicola CBS 121167 is the source of this 2383-nucleotide messenger RNA. RefSeq lists its product as uncharacterized. Gene Ontology annotation, molecular function: dipeptidyl-peptidase activity; serine-type peptidase activity. The record is from RefSeq and is a predicted model, not a curated record. The coding region runs from base 1 to 2256 and encodes 751 amino acids. Lineage: Eukaryota; Fungi; Ascomycota; Dothideomycetes; Botryosphaeriales; Aplosporellaceae. Gene Ontology annotation, biological process: proteolysis. The transcript is spliced from 2 exons.